AUGAGUCACUCUAGGUCCCGCUUGUCUUAUUUGAAAUCCAUUCUAAAACUCCCAAACAACCACGCGGCGGAAACUACUGCCAUAAGAUCGACAAUUACGGUGGUUCCUUCAGCUUACCUUAUGGAGAUUUACGUUGGCACACCACCUGUCAAGCAGAUGAUGGAAUUGGAUACCGGCUCUGACCUGUCAUGGACUCAAUGCCACCCAUGUGUGAAUUGUUUCGAGCAAAAUCAACCCAUAUUUAAUUCCGAUCAGUCAUCGUCGUAUCAAGUAUUGAGAUCAUGUUAUUCAAGUGAUUGUUUGAAAUUAAGACGCCAUAUUGAUUGUACUCGAUCCAAUGAAAAAUGUAAAUAUCGUAUAUCUUAUGGUAACGGUCUUAGAAGCAAAGGGGAACUAGCCAAGGAAACUUAUACAGUUGGCGGCACUUCCAUCGAAAACAUACUUCACGGGUGCGGGCAUGAAAACAUAAGGGUAUUUGAUAAGCAGAGCAGCGGUGUGAUUGGGCUUGGAGAUUCGCCUCUCUCAUUCUUUGGUCAGAUUCGAAAUUCCAUUGGUGGAAUGUUUUCAUAUUGUCUAGUACCUGAGUUUGGUUCAAACCCAAAUGCAAGGAGCAUGAUUAGCUUCGGAAAUAAUGAGAUCGUGUAUGGUCGUGGAAUGAUGUCCACCACGUUGUUUAGGAGGCUCUACAAUGCAUACUAUUUUCUCAAAUUGGAAUCAAUCAGCGUAGGUCGAUAUAGAACAAUUCAAAUGAUAACACAAUCGAUAACACAGCCUGGUAACAUCUUAAUUGACACAAGCGCUCUUCUAAGCUAUUUGCCCUCGGUCGUGCUAGAAAAUUUGAAAGAAGCACUAAUACAAGAGAUCGGUAAAAGACCAUUAAAUGUUUCGGAUGGUUUUUGCUAUGAAAGUAACACUUAUAUUCCUACUAUCACCUUCCAUUUUGCUGAUGGCGCUGACUUAGCUUUGUCGAAGAUGAACAUUUUUAUUUCAAACAGAAAUAUGUUGUGUCUAGCAAUAGAAGAAGACGAUGAUGAUCAUUAUCUACCCAUAUUUGGAAACCUGCCACAAAUGAACUUCUUGAUUAUAUACAAUAUUCCUGGGAGAAAGGUCUAUUUCAAACCAACUGAUUGUUCAAGGCAUAUUAUAACAACUUAG
Molecule: messenger RNA, 1155 nt
Organism: Impatiens glandulifera
Lineage: Eukaryota; Viridiplantae; Streptophyta; Magnoliopsida; Ericales; Balsaminaceae
Product: aspartic proteinase CDR1-like
Exons: 1
Coding region: 1-1155 (384 amino acids)
Cellular component (GO): extracellular region
Source: RefSeq, a predicted model, not a curated record